This is a messenger RNA of Ogataea haglerorum, 1716 nucleotides long. RefSeq lists its product as uncharacterized. Bases 1 to 1716 code for a protein of 571 amino acids. Gene Ontology annotation, molecular function: basic amino acid transmembrane transporter activity. Gene Ontology annotation, cellular component: fungal-type vacuole membrane. The transcript has a single exon. The record is from RefSeq and is a predicted model, not a curated record. Gene Ontology annotation, biological process: transmembrane transport; basic amino acid transport. NCBI's taxonomy places the organism in Eukaryota, Fungi, Ascomycota, Pichiomycetes, Pichiales, Pichiaceae.
AUGCCGGAAGAAACACCGCUUUUACAAGAUCCUUCUGGAGGGUCUGCCGCCAUUGUGGCUCGCGAGCUUGCAAAGGAUAUUGAAGGCGAUCACACUGAUGAAUCGUCCCUGGCGUCUCUUGGGCAGUAUGGCGCCGUGGAGCUUCAAAAACCAGCAGGUGUGAUAUCACCCUCACAUCUAAAGAUUAUUCUGUAUUGCCUUUUUGUCAAUGUGUUCUUGUCCUCACUGGACGCUACCAUUGUGGCUACCUUGAUGAGUGUGAUCUCGAGCGACUUGAAUGAGCUUACCAACGGUUCUUGGCUGGCAACUAGUUAUUUACUAGCCUGUGCUGCCUUCCAGCCACUAUUUGGCAAAAUAUCCGAUAUCUUUGGCCGCAGAAGCAUUACCAUCAUUUGCACUGUGUUAUUUGGUUUUGGAUGUCUGCUAUGUGGAAUAACGAGCUCAUUCUGGGUUCUCGUCUUCGGAAGAUUCAUCACCGGUAUAGGAGGUGGUGGCUUCAACACAUUGUCAACAAUCACGUUAUCAGACGUGAUCGCUACUCGUCAAAGGGGUCUAUACCAAGGAUAUAUGAACAUUGCGUUUGGCUUGGGAACCGCAAGUGGUGGGGUUGUUGCUGGAUUUUUCCACCACUACUUUGGCUGGAGGUCAGCAUUUUUGGUCCAGGUGCCUAUCUGCCUCCUUUCCGCUGUGCUUGUUUUUUUCUUUCUGGAGCUACCAAAGGGUUCACCAGGCCGUGGACUGGAGGGCCACGGUGUUUGGAAAAAGCUGAAGACGAUGGAUUUUGCAGGAUCCUCACUUUUAGUGUCAUCAUUGUUGCUUCUGAUGUACGCAGCCUCUUCUGGGGGCAAGGAAUUCGCCUAUUCAAGUCUAGAGUUCAAAGUUUUAUUGGCCACGGGUACCAUCCUUCUGACUCUCUUCUACUUCUAUGAACUGAAAGUUGCAACCGAACCUGUGAUUCCCGUCCAGCUGCUGGCAAACAGGACGGUCCUUAGCUCCUCAUUGAAUUGCUGGUUCACUUCAAUGAAUGUUUUUUCUAUCAUCUACUAUGUGCCUUUCUACUGGCUUUCAGUGAAGAAUAUGACAGCCAUGGAGAGCGGAUUACGUCUUCUUCCAGCUGCAGUGGCUAUUUCAGGGGGGUCACUAUACGCAGGUUACAGAAUCAAAAGAACUGGAAAGUAUAGAGUUGCGAUGCACACGUAUGGUCUUCUUGCAAUUUUAGGAAGCACGCUUGUGUACUCGCUCACGCCAAAUACCAGCUCGGUUUUCGAGUAUGCAGUGCUAGUACCAUCAAGAUUUGGUACUGGUGCCGUGAUCACUGUCGACCUGAUUGCCAUGAUAUCCUCUGUCACUGCAAGAGAGCAGGCUCUCGUGACCUCGAUCCAGUACGGAUUCAGAUCUACAGGAUCAACAAUUGGCGUGGCAAUCGCGUCUGCAAUUCUGCAGGGCUUCUUAUCACGCGAUUUGCGCCGCAAUCUUUCUAAUCUCAGCAACGUGCCUCCAGAGUUCGACUCUCCUGAAAAAAUCGCUCAGAUAAUAGAAAAAGCGUUGCACAGCACCACUUACGCCCAUACAAAGUGUCCAGAAUUUGCUCGCAAUGCGAUAAUCUCAGCCUACGACUCAUCCUCCCACGCUGUCUUCAUCUAUAUUGUGACCACGGCCAUCGCAGCAACGGCAAGUACUUGGUUUAUCGAGGAAAACAGUCUCGAAAAUAGAUAA